AUGGAAAAAGGAAAGGGAAACGACCGGUUCCGCUCGAAGUUGCCAUUGGAUGGAAGAACGUGGCCGAAGGCAGUGGGAAAGAAGCUACACGGGCGACUUGCGCACUUGGACUGCCUUUUGUUUCGACCAUCGAGUUCGGUCACGGCCGACUGCUUCUUCUAUCGCCCAUGUGGAGCAAAACAUGGUGACCCAGACGGUUGCGCCAUGUGCGUGUAA
This is a messenger RNA of Peronospora matthiolae, 216 nucleotides long. The record is from the annotation of a GenBank genome assembly. Lineage: Eukaryota; Oomycota; Peronosporomycetes; Peronosporales; Peronosporaceae.